GGUUCGUAGUAUUUGGGGAUUUCCUGGAGCUCUCUCUUCUCUCUCCACCGCACUCUUCCGAUUAGGUUUUCCUCCUAAUCUCACCCCAAGUUGGAAGUCGAACAUAAUCGUUCGCAGCUAUGGAGCGCAAGAUUAUCGAGUUGGAUCAAGGAUGGGACUAUAUGCAGAAGGGGAUCACCAAGCUCAAGAGGAUUCUUGAGGGACAGCCAGAGGCUCAGUUCAACUCAGAAGAAUACAUGAUGCUUUACACAACAAUCUAUAAUAUGUGUACUCAAAAGCCCCCGUAUGACUAUUCCCAACAGCUUUAUGACAAGUACAGGGAGGCAUUUGAGGAAUACAUUACCAAAAUGGUGAUGCCUUCUCUAAGAGAAAAGCAUGAUGAGUUUAUGCUGCGGGAGCUUGUCCAAAGAUGGGCAAAUCACAAGAUCAUGGUUAGGUGGCUGUCGCGCUUCUUUCAUUAUCUUGAUCGUUACUUCAUUGCACGUAGAUCACUUCCUGCAUUGAAUGAAGUUGGACUUUCCUGCUUUCGUGAUCUGGUUUACCGGGAGGUAAAUGCUAAUGCCAGAGUUGCUGUGAUUGGUCUUAUUGAUAAAGAGCGUGAAGGAGAGCAGAUUGACAGAGCUCUGUUGAAGAAUGUCAUAGACAUCUUUGUUGAAAUUGGCAUGGGACAAAUGGAUGCUUAUGAACAGGACUUUGAAACACAACUGCUAAACGAUACUGGUGACUACUAUUCUCGUAAAGCAUCAAAUUGGAUUUUGGAGGAUUCUUGUCCAGAUUAUAUGUUGAAGGCUGAGGAAUGUUUGAGAAGGGAGAGGGACAGAGUUUCUCAUUACCUGCAUUCAAGCAGUGAGCAGAAGCUGGUGGAGAAAGUGCAAAAUGAGUUGUUGGUGGUUUAUGCAACUCAACUGCUUGAGAAGGAGCAUUCUGGAUGUCGUGCUUUGCUUAGAGAUGACAAGGUGGAGGAUCUUUCUAGGAUAUAUAGGCUUUACCAUAAAAUAACUAAAGGCUUGGACCCUGUUGCUGCUGUAUUUAAACAGCAUGUUACUGCUGAAGGUACUGCCUUGGUUCAAGCGGCUGAAGAUGCUACAAGUAACCAGGGUUCAACUGGAUCUGGUGCUCAGGAGCAGGUCCUUGUCAGGAAAAUAAUUGAAUUGCAUGACAAGUAUAUGGCAUAUGUCAAUGAUUGCUUUAUAAACCACUCACUGUUUCACAAGGCUCUAAAAGAAGCUUUUGAGGUAUUCUGUAAUAAAGCGGUUUCUGGGAGUUCAAGUGCUGAGUUACUGGCUGGAUUCUGUGACAAUAUUCUCAAGAAGGGUGGAAGUGAGAAGUUGAGUGAUGAGGCUAUUGAAGAAACACUUGAGAAGGUUGUUAAGCUGCUUGCUUAUAUCAGUGAUAAAGAUCUUUUUGCAGAAUUCUACAGGAAAAAGCUUGCCCGUCGGCUACUUUUUGAUCGGAGUGCCAAUGAGGACCAUGAAAAAAGUAUUCUAACAAAGCUUAAGCAGCAGUGUGGUGGACAGUUUACCUCCAAGAUGGAGGGAAUGGUUACAGAUUUGACAGUGGCUCGGGACAAUCAGGUCAACUUUGAAGAGUAUCUUAAGAGCAAUGAGAAUGUUAGUCCUGGGAUGGAUUUGACGGUCACAGUUCUUACAACUGGUUACUGGCCAAGCUAUAAAUCUUUUGAUCUUAACCUUCCCGAAGAAAUGGUGAGGUGUGUUGAAGUUUUCAAGGCAUUUUAUGAAACAAAAACAAAGCACAGGAAACUUACAUGGAUUUACUCUUUGGGGACCUGCCACAUCAAUGGCAAGUUUGAGCCAAAAACAAUUGAAUUGGUUGUAUCAACCUAUCAGGCUGCUCUCCUGUUGCUCUUCAAUACUGCAGAAAAAUUGAGCUAUUCAGAAAUUUUGACCCAGCUGAACCUUACCCAUGAUGAUUUGGUUAGACUGCUUCAUUCCCUGUCAUGUGCUAAGUACAAGAUUCUACUUAAGGAGCCUGCCACAAAGACUAUCUCACCAAAUGACAACUUUGAGUUUAACUCGAAGUUCACAGACAGACUUAGAAGAAUUAAGAUUCCUCUUCCACCUGUGGAUGAAAGGAAGAAGGUCAUCGAAGACGUGGACAAAGACAGGCGAUAUGCUAUUGAUGCUGCAAUUGUGAGGAUCAUGAAAAGUAGAAAAGUCCUGGGUCAUCAACAGUUGGUGAUGGAGUGUGUAGAGCAGUUGGGACGGAUGUUUAAGCCUGAUAUCAAAGCAAUCAAGAAGCGCAUUGAGGAUCUCAUCACCCGUGACUACCUUGAGAGGGACAAGGAAAACCCGAACACGUUCAAGUACCUUGCAUGAUUCAAAUGCUGGACCUGGGGAUAUGUUACUUGGGGUAUGCUGGAAGUACAGAAACAUGAAUUAGGAACUUGGAGUUCUGCUGUAUAUGAUAUGCAAAUCUUUUAAAAUUCUAGGAUUUUUGAAAGGAGUGGAUUAUUUUUUGUGCAAUGCGCUAUUAAAGCCAGUUUUGUGCAAUUCACCCAUCUUUCCAGAGAGUUUAAUGUGCAAUUAUUUUCAAAGAGCUUAUGUACUGCUAUAGUACUAUUUUUGUGGUUGGUAAGAAUAUAAAAAACCAAUGUUCUGAUG
Molecule: messenger RNA, 2621 nt
Organism: Fragaria vesca subsp. vesca
Lineage: Eukaryota; Viridiplantae; Streptophyta; Magnoliopsida; Rosales; Rosaceae
Product: cullin-1-like
Exons: 20
Coding region: 120-2336 (738 amino acids)
Biological process (GO): protein ubiquitination; ubiquitin-dependent protein catabolic process
Cellular component (GO): cullin-RING ubiquitin ligase complex
Molecular function (GO): ubiquitin protein ligase binding
Source: RefSeq, a predicted model, not a curated record